UGACCCUGACCAUCAUCCUGAGCGCACGCCCAACGCACGCCGCAUCCCGACGUAGUUCAUACCCCAUCUUCCAACUUGAUCAAAGAAGCCCUGCGAUCCAGGAAAUCUAGUCUUUGGGGUCUAAAUCUCAAUUCAACCAUUUCAAGUCGGUCAUCUGACAUAUUCAGUGUAUGAAGGUUGAGAGUCAUCGACAUCUUCCAUCCAUGAUGCAUAUUAUACAUUGAGAUAUCAAUCAAUACUUGACGAAGGCGGACCGAAGAAUGUUAGAUUCGGGAAGGCCCAGAGGGACGGAGAGGACGGGGAUGAAGGUAUUUAUGUGGAAGAUGAUUUCUAACUUAGGUUUUCCGGUGUCAGUGCCACAAGCUGAAGCUCGAAAUCAAUUUUCGUUCCCGCAGGCCCAACGGACUCGAGUAUCGCAGACUGCUGGAAUUCGCCCCUCCGUCAACCCAGGAAUGAUGCAUGAUGUACUGUUAUCUCUAUUUAUUGGCCCCUUGAGCGCCGCAUCCACGAUGUCCUUUUCUUUUCUCCAGGUAAGGGUAUUACUCGCACCCAGUUCGCCUGUUAUAUUCCGCUCAAACACUGCACGCUGUCCUCAAACCUUCCCCCAGGGUGUCCACUGUUGAAAGUUUGUUCAUGUCCAAGCCUUUGGUCCUCUGCGAGAGGUGCAACGAGCCAUUCACUCCAGGCUGUCCCGUUCAGAAUCUUCCACCGCUCUCGAAAUCCCAUUUCCGCUCUUCCAAUUUUCCACUCAACCCCGAAAAUCUUACCGAAAUCUUGUCAAACAUCACAGAGGAAGAACAUCAGCUCCAAACCUUACUAUGUAGAAUAACCCAUGCCAAACAAACCCUGGAAGACCUCGAACGUCAUAAAACCCACCUCGAAACCCGCUUAUCAGAACGACGGAGUCUACUAACCACGUCUCGAAGAAUCCCAACUGAAAUCUGGACAGAGAUAUUUUCUCUCUGUAUUCCAUCCGCAGGCCACCACUUGUCCAUCUCAGAAUUUGAAUGGAACGGAGUACAGUCCGUGCCUUACACGCUUUCUCACGUCUGUACCCGCUGGCGAGAUAUCAUCGCAUCUUUCCCGGCCUUAUGGUCAUCCAUCUGGAUCAACCUAUACUGUCUAGAUCGGAAUAUCACCCCUCUCCUCUCCUCCUAUUUCGGCCUUUCCUCGAAAGGCAAAGGACCGCAGGUUUACGUUCAGUUCCAGAAGGGGUCAGUGUCAGAUUGGGUUCAAUGGAAAAAUCAAUCGACGUAUAUUGAUUGUUUACGGGAUGGACCGUGGACUCCGUACUCUGAAAAAGCGUUUUCUUUCAUUUUAGCCCAUUCGGCGCGCUUUAGAACGUUUUCAGUACGUGAUGUGGACGUUAGCAUUCGUCCCGCACUGCCAUUACCAGUUUAUGAGCCCGACGAACUCGGUGAACGCCAUUCACAUCGCCUCAGCUUCCCCCUCCUCGAAUCCCUCACAUUCAACGCCGACAUCUCCUCAGACUCCCCACCAUCCUGGCUCUGUGACGCUAUCAAAACCUCACCUGAUUUACAGGUCCUCAAGCUCGAUUCCACCACUGGACGCUUCGGACGCUUGGGAUCGACCACUGUGUCCGAUUUACUUUCUUCUCUCCCGAUUAAAACACUCGAAAUCGGGAAUAUUAGUCUAUUCGAGAGGCAACUCGUGGACCUCAUAAAUCUCCUUCCUUCCCUUCACAACCUUGAGGUUCUCCAGGUUGACGGAAUUCAGAGAUCAAGUUCCACCCUUUAUCCUAUUCUGGCAACUGCUACCAAUAGGAGUUUGAAAUCCCUCACGCUCGGAUUUGGGAAUCCAACUCCUAACGACGUCGUAUACUCUUUGUUAGAGUCAGUUGAUCUACCUUCCCUGGAAUCGCUAGAGUUUAAAGGCUACGCACAGAGAUUAGACGGAAGUGUUCUUCCCCUUUUUCAGAAGUUCGGUGGACUCCGGAAUCUCAGUCUCUCGCUCUCUAUCCACCCCGAUGACGAUGAGGACGAUGGUGCGAGCGAAGGACUUUCCAUCCAUUAUAUCCUCCGCGCUGUCCCCCGUUUAGAGAGCUUAAAUGUGUCUAUCAAGGGAGGAGGAGGACGAAGGGAGGGAAGGGCUUGUAUAGCUACGUUUUUUGAUUCCUUUGCUCGGGAUGAAGUUCUCGGUUCUCAUCUACGGAAGUUGAAUAUCACGGAGUUAGAUGCGGUGCUUACGUCUUCCGUUGCGGAAUGUGUUGUUUCCAGUCUGGAAACCCGAGCGGCCGCGGGAAGUGAUCUCGGGGAGGUUAGGUUGGUGUUCGGAGGAUGGAGAUAUGCCGAUAUGAACCUUAUCACCAGCACAACCGGGACAGAGUCGGGUAUAGGAGAAAGGUUUCGAGUGAUUGAGGAGAGAUGUAGAAUCAAGUGUGCGUUUUUCUAUACGUCUUGGGGGUCUAGGUCGUUUGUUUUUGGAUCGAAGACGUUGGAUGAGUAGUCUGUGUGUAGGCGGCUUGGUUUUCGCUACUAGAUUUUACAGUCUACAUAUUACUUACC
Messenger RNA from Marasmius oreades (fairy-ring Marasmius), 2525 nucleotides. RefSeq lists its product as uncharacterized. The record is from RefSeq and is a predicted model, not a curated record. Bases 634 to 2466 code for a protein of 610 amino acids. The transcript has 4 exons. Lineage: Eukaryota; Fungi; Basidiomycota; Agaricomycetes; Agaricales; Marasmiaceae.